Molecule: messenger RNA, 1827 nt
Organism: Rosa rugosa (rugosa rose)
Lineage: Eukaryota; Viridiplantae; Streptophyta; Magnoliopsida; Rosales; Rosaceae
Exons: 4
Coding region: 64-1575 (503 amino acids)
Molecular function (GO): zinc ion binding
Source: RefSeq, a predicted model, not a curated record
ACCAUUGCACUAUAAAUAGAUAGCCAACCCUCACCAAGUGUACACCAAAACAAAACAAUAACCAUGAGAUCUUAUUAUUGCCUUAUUUUCUUGUAUGCUCACCUACUUUCAUCACAAAACUACUUUGCUUUUGCUUCUGCCAGUUCAACUACUGAAGCGCAAGCCCUUCUGAAAUGGAAAGCCAGCUUACAAAAUCAAACCCAGCUUAUCAACUCAUGGAUGUACCUUCCUAGUACAAAUAAUGCCACCAAUACUUCCAGCAAUCCCAAAGCAAUUGCAAACCCAUGCAUUUGGACCGGUAUCUCAUGCAAUGCUGCUGGAAGUGUCAACAGGAUAAACCUUACCAAUUAUAGUAUACAAGACAUCCCCGAUUUAUUCACUGUGAAGAUUUUUCAUGGUGGGAGGAUAAUCAAUAACAAAUAUGUGGGAGGGAGAAUUGACUAUUUUGACAACUGUGACAAAGACCCAGAUAGACCUCCUAAGAAUUGGUCUAGAUCACACUUCAACACGCAUCUGAAGUGUGAUAUUCUAGUGAAUAAUAUAUGCGAAUCAUUCAACAGCUUUAUAUUGCCUGCAAGGGGUAAGCCAAUCAUCUCAAUGUUUGAGGAGAUUAGAAUGAAGCUGAUGAAAAGGAUUCAGAUUAGAAGAGAUAAGAUGAUGAAGUAUGAAGGGAAUAUAUGCCCAAAGCCAAGAGAAAUUUUAGACAAGAACAAAGUCAAGGCUGCAACUGAUUGCAUAUCGAGAUUGUCUGGUGGUCCAUUGGUUGAAGUUGAAAGUAUCGGAGGGGGACAGUAUGUGGUGCAUCUUGAGAAUAGAACUUGCACUUGUAGGCUGUGGGACUUGAGUGGCAUUCCGUGCAAGCAUGCGAUUUCUGCAAUUCAUCACAAGAGGCACAAGCCAGAGGAUUAUGUUGACAACUGCUACCGCAAGUCUACAUACAUGCAAAUCUAUGACAACAUAAUCUUGCCAAUCAAUGGCAUGGAUCUGUGGGAAGUCUCUGAUCAAGCUCAAAUCCUUCCACCACAAUACAAUAGGCAACCAGGGAGGCCAAGAACAAAAAGAAUCAAGGAUGCAUCCGAGAAGGUGGAGAAUUCUAGCUUUAAAUUGGGGAGGGUACAGCGAUCGCUCAAGUGCAGCAACUGUCAUGUACUUGGACAUAAUAUCAAGUCAUGUCAUAGACAUUUGCCUCCUAAGGAAAAAACCAGCAAGAAAGUUUCAAAAAAAAGGAAGCUAAACUCGGGUGAAGCUUCAACUAGUGCAACACAAAGCCAGAACGUUGGACCUCAAAAAGCAAGUGUGAUUAGGAAGAACAAGUUGAGGGAGAAAGCUAAAGAAAGAGCACAGAAAGCCAAGGAACGAAGAGAUGAAAUCAAAGCAAGUGGUACUAAAGCUUCCUCUAUAGCUAGUAUCAAGGCUGCUAGAGCUGUUGCCAAGGCUUCAAAAUCUUCUAAACCCUCUCAAACUUCUACAACUUCCAAAACGGCAACAUCCUCUAAGGUUUCAACAAGUGUCAAGGCUGCGACACCAACAAGAGCAUCUGCCCGUAUUAGGAAAGUCCCAAAGAAUGUGAAUUAGAAGUGGGUUAAUUUAUGGUAAUGCAGUUCAACAAGUCUUAAAUUUAUUUUUCAAAUUGACAAACAUUGGUUGGUAAUGUUACACUCUGAUGCAACUUUUUGAGCAACCCUUUUGAUGUGUCAAUGGGUUGUAGCCUCUAAUCUUUUGAUAAGAUGAUUAGAGGUUAAAAGAUUGCCAAAAUAUGUUGUGUAAUGGGUUUUAAACAUCAGAUGUUAAUCGUGACAUAUAAGAAUGGCUUGUUGUACACUAUUU